Molecule: messenger RNA, 2158 nt
Organism: Onychostoma macrolepis
Lineage: Eukaryota; Metazoa; Chordata; Actinopteri; Cypriniformes; Cyprinidae
Gene: gja2
Product: gap junction protein, alpha 2
Exons: 2
Coding region: 137-1198 (353 amino acids)
Biological process (GO): cell communication
Cellular component (GO): connexin complex
Source: RefSeq, a predicted model, not a curated record
GUUGGAGUACAGAAGAAAGUGUAUGUAUGACAGAAGAAGUACAGCACUGCGUCCAGACUUGUAGACUUAUUGCUAUUUAUGUAUGAGGGGAUCAUUCUAACUCUGGACUUUUAAGAAAGGUGGGCACGCAACAGUAAUGGGAGACUGGAACUCUCUUGGGAAGCUUUUGGAAAGCGCCCAGGAACACUCCACGGUGGUGGGCAAAGUCUGGCUCACCGUACUCUUCAUCUUCCGCAUCUUGGUGCUCGGUGCUGCAGCAGAGAAGGUUUGGGGCGAUGAGCAGUCUGGUUUCACCUGCGACACCAAACAACCCGGUUGCCAGAACGUAUGCUAUGAUAUAACCUUCCCGAUCUCUCACAUUCGAUUCUGGGUGCUUCAGAUCAUCUUCGUCUCCACUCCGACACUGAUCUACCUGGGCCACAUCCUGCACCUGGUGCGCAUGGAGCAGAAACAAAAAUGCAACGAGGCAGGCGGGACGGACAAACAGGCACUGUUGAGCACCAAAUCUGGAAAAGGUCCCAUACGUGACGAACAGGGGAAGAUCCGUCUGCAGGGAGUCUUACUACGCACGUAUGUCUUCAACAUCAUCUUCAAAACACUGUUUGAGGUGGGCUUCAUUGUGGCACAGUACUUCCUCUAUGGAUUCGAGCUCAAGCCACUGUACACCUGCAACAGAUGGCCCUGUCCCAACACCGUCAACUGCUACAUCUCACGACCUACAGAAAAAACCAUCUUUAUCGUGUUCAUGCUGGCCGUGGCCUGUCUCUCUCUGCUGCUCAACCUGGUGGAGAUGUACCACCUGGGCUUCACCAAAUGCCGCCAGGGUCUUCGAUACAGGCGCUCUCAUUCUGUCUGCGACACUGAAUCUAAAGCGCCCAGUGAGGAUGCUGUGGUUCCGUUUGUGCCAAACUACCCGUAUUUUCCACCUCACGCACCACCUCCGGCUCCCUUUCCCACAGAGCCACACUUCAACCUCUCAGAACCCGAUGGAACCUUCCCGCCACACGGCAGCCGCUCUGUUUAUAAGCAGAACCGCGAGAACAUGGCUGUAGAGCGCAGCGGGAAACCAGACGCUACAGAUGUCAAGAUCAGCAAAACGGCAAAUUCUGUCCCCGGAUCACCAAGCCAGCAGCGCAGGCCAAGCCACUCAAGUCGAUACAGCAACAACAAGACCAGGAUGGAUGACCUCAAAAUCUGAGCAGACGCAAACAAGACUCCAUCGCUGAUUCCUGAACACAAGAGAUUCCCUCUUUCGCUCACAGGCUCUGAGCGCAUGACGGGAAUAAAAGUGUCAUUCAGAGUGACAUCAGAAUCAGGGAGUCUGAAUGUAAAUUGGCGUGAGGCUUUACUUGAAUUCAUUUUGUGGGAACAUUGCAAUAACUUGAUCAUUAAUGGAAAAGAUUAAUGAUUGAAUCAUAAACUAAAAUCAUAUGGAAGCUUUGCUUUGAUAAAUCAUAAUUGGUAAGUCAAAAAGUGACAAAAAUAAACAUUGUGACGCAUUAAGUCGUAAAAAAAUGUAUAACAUAAAAAGUCAGAAUUAUGGCAUCAAGGGUAUUAUGAAGAGAUUAAAAAAAUUGAAAUGAUGAGUUAUUAUGACAAAUUUUGUCAUAAUUAUACAUUUUUCUUAUAAUUUCGACAUUUUGUCAUCAUUUUGAUUUCCAUGUCAUAAUUAUGAAUUGAUCUCAUAUUUUUGAUUUUUUAUAUCAGAAUAAUGACUUAGAUAUGACUUACAUAAUUUCAACAUUAUAUGUCAUAAUCAUGAUUUACCAAAACAUUUUUUUCUUACAUGGUGGAAAAGGGCUUUCAUAAGGAUGAUCACUUAAAAUGAAUUAAAAAUGCUUUUCAAUUGCCAACAAUAAAAUACUUAGGAGACUUACGGGUAAAAUGUGAACGUUUAAAUUUAAGUUUAAGUUUUUUAAGUGGAGCAAAAUAAAUUUAUUUAUAUUUUUUCAGUGGCAACACUAAUCACAUUUUACAAGUCAACAGCUUACAACAGUUACAUCAUCUAGACUUGGCUGACUGUCUUUACCAGGUGUUUACAGUGUGUCUAUGGCCUGUUUCAUUUUUUUUAACCAGAGAACCAGCACUGUAUGAAUGUACCAUCCACACAUUCUCCUGUAAACAUGAAUGAUAUAAAGCAAAGUUGCUAUGUGUGCAU